UAUAUCACUGAGUACCUAGGAAAACUGAGAUGCUUAGUGAGUGAGGGGGUGGAGGGGACACAGUGGAGGACAUAAGGCCUCUGAUGGUUCUGAGGUUUCAUCUGCAAAUGGCUGCCAGAAGUGUGGUGAAGUGGAACAGGAAAGUAGAGGGUAUUUGUCUCGCCCAUCUCUCAUGCUCUGUUUUGCUGCAGGAUGCAGAAGGCAAAUGCCUUUGUCGUACGAGCCGAAGUAAAAGUACAGGACUGGCACGCGCCACGGAUCUUCGCUGUGGUGUGCUUCUGAGUGUAAGAGCUGGCCAACGUGAGCAAAGUGUCCUUGGUGGGGCUGAGGACAGGAGGCAGGGAAGAGGAGAUGAGGGACAGUAUCAAGUUCUAUUUUUCAAGGCUUUGUCCAAUGUCAGUUCUUCUCCUGACUGUGACCUGGAGCCUACAAUGAAACAAAACUUCGCGUUUGACAACAUGGGCUAUGAGGAGACCUUUGAAACUGUGCCCUCUCCACCUUCCCAAGAAUGCACUGUGGCAGUCAACAUUGUGGGAAUGACUUGCCAGUCAUGUGUGCAGUCAGUAGAAGGCAAAAUUUCCAAGGUGAAGGGCAUUGUGAGUAUUAAAGUCUCCCUUGAAGAGAACAACGCUGUAAUAAAGUAUCUGAAGUUGGAAAUAAGUCCUGAACAGAUUUGCCAGGAAAUUCAAGAUAUGGGCUUUGAUGCCAACAUAGCAGAGGAGAGGUUGGCAGCAGCAGCUGCAAAUUUAUCAUGCUUGAAAGAAGCAGUAGUUAAGCUUCGGGUAGAAGGUAUGACAUGCCAGUCCUGUGUCAGCUACAUUGAGGGAAAGAUUAGGAAAUUGCACGGUGUGGCAAAAAUCAAGGUGUCACUUGGUAGCCAGGAAGCAAUUAUUGCAUACUACCCUUACAUCAUUCAGCCUGAUGACCUCAAGAGCCAUAUUAGUAACCUGGGAUAUGACUGCACCAUUAAAAGUAGAUCAGCCCCUUUGAAGCUGGGUGUACUUGAUCUUGAGCGCCUGCAAAAUGCAAACCCCAAGGAGACACCAACAGCUCUUGAGAGUGAUGAGUUGGAUCCCCUAGUCACUGAAAUGAGUAGCACAGCUACGGUGACUGUGUGGAUAGAAGGCAUGCACUGCAAGUCCUGUGUGAGAAACAUUGAAGGAAAUAUAUCAGGUCUUCCUGGCAUACAAAGCAUUAAAGUGUCUUUGGAGCAGAAAUGUGCUGUGGUACAGUAUAGCCCAAAUGUAGUUACUGUGUCAGCUUUGCAGAAAGCUAUUGAAUCCCUUCCACCUGGAAACUUCAAAGUAUGCCUCCAUAAUGGGUCAGAAGCACAUGAAGGAGCAUCUCCGUCACCUGCUUUGCUGUGCAGUCCCUUCAGAGAGCCACCACAAGACGUGACGUGCAUAGCUAUUAUUAGGAUCGAUGGCAUGACCUGCAGUUCUUGUGCACAGUCCAUAGAAGGGACCAUAUCGCAGAGACAAGGAGUACAACGUGUAGCAGUUUCUCUAGCUGACAGAACUGGGACUGUACAUUAUGACCCAGCUGUUACUAAUGGAGAAGAGUUAAGAUCUGCCAUAGAAGACAUGGGAUUUGAUACUUCUGUGCUGGCAGAUACUGCCACUGGAGGACACAGGCACCAGCCUGAAGCCAUCAAUGCAGCCAUACAGCCUCAAGCUCUAGAGCCUCCUCACCAAGGUUGUGCCUCAGAUGCACUUCAAGACAGUCCUCAUCUUGAUGGGCCAAACCAGCAUGGCAGAGCAACAGCUGAAAAGUGUUUCUUACAAAUCACAGGCAUGACCUGUGCAUCCUGUGUUUCCACCAUUGAAAGGAAUCUGCAGAAAGAGGAUGGAAUUGUUUCGGUGUUGGUAGCACUGAUGGCAGGUAAAGCAGAGAUAAAAUACAAGCCAGAACUCAUAAAGCCUCCUGAGAUAGCACAGCUGAUCCAGAAUUUGGGGUUUGAAGCUACUGUUAUAGAAGAUCAUGCAGAAACAGAAGGAACAGUGGAGCUUCUUAUCACAGGCAUGACUUGUGCUUCUUGUGUUCACAACAUUGAAUCCAAGCUCACGAGAACAAACGGCAUAUUCUACGCCUCUGUUGCGCUUGCUACUUGCAAAGCUCACAUCCAGUUUGAUCCUGAAAUUACUGGACCUCGGGAUAUUAUAAAACUAAUUGAGGAAAUUGGCUUUCAUGCUUCUGUGGCUAGAAGAGUUCCAAAUGCACAUAACCUUGAUCAUAAAAAGGAAAUAGAGCAGUGGAGGAAAUCUUUCUUGUGCAGCCUACUGUUUGGUAUCCCUGUCUUAAUCCUAAUGAUUUAUAUGCUAAUACCUGACGGUGAGCAUCAUGGGUCUACGGUGCUGGAACGGAACCUCAUUCCUGGAUUAUCUAUUUUAAAUCUUCUCUUCUUUGUCCUGUGCACUUUUGUUCAGUUUCUUGGUGGAUGGUAUUUUUACGUGCAAGCUUACAAAUCAUUGAAGCACAAGACGGCCAAUAUGGAUGUGCUUAUCGUUCUAGCCACAACAAUUGCUUAUGUUUAUUCCUGUGUGAUCCUGAUGGUGGCAAUAAUUGAAAAGGCAGAGAAAAGCCCUGUCACUUUCUUUGACACUCCUCCAAUGCUGUUUGUGUUCAUUGCCCUUGGAAGAUGGCUGGAACACAUAGCAAAGAGUAAGACUUCAGAAGCUCUCGCUAAACUUAUAUCUCUUCAAGCCACAGAAGCCACUGUGGUGACUCUUGGACCUGACCACUCUGUCAUCAGGGAGGAGCAAGUAGCUGUUGAACUGGUGCAAAGGGGUGAUAUCGUAAAGGUUGUUCCUGGUGGAAAGUUUCCGGUUGAUGGAAAGGUUAUUGAAGGCAGUUCUAUGGCAGAUGAGUCUCUUAUAACUGGAGAAGCUAUGCCAGUCACUAAAAAGCCUGGGAGCACAGUGAUUGCUGGUUCUGUCAACGCACAUGGCUCGGUUCUUGUUAAUGCGACUCACGUUGGCAGUGAUACCACUCUGGCGCAAAUCGUGAAACUGGUGGAAGAAGCACAAAUGUCGAAGGCACCCAUCCAGCAACUGGCAGAUAGGUUCAGUGGAUAUUUUGUUCCAUUUAUCAUCACUAUUUCAACAGUGACAUUGAUAGUAUGGAUCACAAUUGGGUUUAUAAAUGUUGAUGUUAUUCAGAAAUAUUUUCCUAAUCAGAACAAACACCUUUCGAAAGCUGAACUAGUACUGCGGUUUGCAUUUCAAACCUCCAUCACUGUGCUGAGCAUUGCAUGCCCUUGUUCUUUAGGCUUGGCUACCCCUACAGCUGUAAUGGUGGGCACAGGAGUUGCUGCACAGAAUGGUAUUCUCAUCAAAGGCGGAAAACCCCUGGAAAUGGCACACAAGAUCAAGACUGUCAUGUUUGAUAAAACCGGGACCAUUACCUGUGGUGUUCCUAAAGUCACGAGGGUGCUUUUGCUGGGAGACACAGAUGUGCUGUCUCUGAAGAAGGUACUGGUGGUGGUUGGCACAGCGGAAGCCAGCAGUGAGCAUCCCUUAGGUCGAGCAGUCACAAAGUAUUGCAAAGAGGAGCUUGGCACUGAAAGCUUGGGAUACUGCACUGACUUCCAGGCAGUCCCAGGCUGUGGCAUCAGCUGCAAAGUUGGAGGUGUUGAGGCUGUGCUGGGCAUGGCUGAGGAGGGUCUCGGUAAGCUGGAUGCUAAGAGGAGCAGGGACAGCAGUGCUCGUCUGGGAGAUAACGCACUGAUAGAGCUCCCGGAAACAUAUGGUCCAUCAGCUUCUCAUACAUACUUGGUGCUGAUUGGCAAUCGUGAGUGGAUGCGACGCAAUGGCUUGCAGAUUGCAAAUGACAUAAAUGAUGCCAUGACAGACCACGAAAUGAAAGGGCAGACUGCCAUACUAGUGGCUAUAGAUGGUGUGUUGUGUGGAAUGAUUGCAAUAGCAGACACUGUCAAGCAGGAGGCAGCCCUUGCUGUGCACACGCUGAAGAACAUGGGAAUAGACGUGGUGCUGAUCACGGGAGACAACCGCAAAACCGCAAAAGCCAUCGCUACGCAGGUUGGGAUCAAAAAAGUCUUUGCUGAAGUUCUUCCUUCUCACAAGGUUGCAAAGGUCCAGGAGCUCCAAAGUGGGAAGAGGAAGGUUGCGAUGGUUGGUGAUGGGAUCAAUGACUCCCCUGCACUAGCCCGGGCUGACAUUGGAAUUGCAAUUGGAACGGGCACCGAUGUUGCCAUUGAAGCAGCAGAUGUAGUUCUUAUUCGAAAUGACUUGCUGGAUGUAGUUGCCAGUAUUCACUUAUCAAAGAGAACAGUUUGGAGAAUACGAAUAAAUCUGAUUCUUGCCUUAAUUUAUAAUCUGCUUGGAAUACCCAUAGCAGCAGGUGUGUUCAUGCCUGUUGGCCUUGUGCUCCAGCCCUGGAUGGGAUCAGCUGCAAUGGCAGCUUCUUCUGUGUCUGUCGUGCUGUCUUCUCUGCAGCUGAAAUGUUAUAAGAAGCCAGACACAGAAAGUUAUGAAGCCCGAGCUCAAGGCUGCAUGAAACCACUUACCCCUUCCCAAAUCAGUGUUCAUGUAGGAAUGGAUGACAGGAGGAGGGAUUCAUCCAGACCAGCUCCUUGGGAUCAGAUUAGCCAGGUGUCUCUCUCUUCCUUGACUUGUGACAAGCUGCUGAGACGUAAUGGUUUUGUUGAGGACCAAGGGGACAAAUGGUCUUUGCUCAUGAAUGGAGGAGAUGAAGAACAGUACAUCUGAAACAUUGUACUCUUAAUGGAAUAAACAUUCCUCUUCACCAGCGAUAGGAGAGACUUAUUUCAUAAAGAGCUUCAAGGCCGUAAGUGAAGUCAUUCCUUCAGCUCACAAACUAAUUGCAGCUCAUCCUGAUGCUGGGUUGUAUGGACUAUGGAUUUUUCAGGUCACCAGAUCCUUCUAGUCGUGGAAGGAGUCUGUGGCUCUGUAAUGAACAGGCUCCUUUGCACACAGCAGCUGGUGAAAUAAUAUCAAAUUGCAGUUUUCAGAGUCUAAAAGACUUUCUCUCCUACGGUCUGUUUGCCAGGCACCAAAUCUCAUACUUCUCACUCUAAUGUUAUUCUUUCAAAAGUGCAUGAAGCAGAAGCAUUUUCAGAAGCAAUCAAAUGCUGAUUUCUGUGCCCAAGUGAAAGUAGCCAUGGCAUAAGGAGCUCUGUGAUUGGAAGAUGUGUUUUUACACAGAAUCCUAACUAGUCAAGUCUUUGUGAGAGUGCUUUGCAUUUAGGGUUCGAGUGUGUCUCCUUGACUGAAAAUGCUUUAGCGUUUCACUGACUAUAACUUUCUGAAAGGUUUCUUUCAAGGAUUCCCACUUCCCUUCAAGUGUUGCAUCCAUCUCAUGCACAUUUCCAUUGCUAAACUUCUGUUAUUCUCACUGCUCUCCUGGAGUUUCUCUUUUGCUACAUAUGAACUCUUUUCAGCUCUUUGUUUGCACAAGUUCUCUUCUAGGAGUUUUUGUUAUUAAUAUGUUUACAGUAACUCCAGUUUGAGAGGAAACUCCUCCAAGUCCAUCCACAAAGGCAGAGCAAUUCCCGGUCCAAGGUGGCAUCUAAUUUUCGUGGGGAUACCUUGCAGGACCCCCUGCAGCUCCGGACAGUGUUGUAGUUGUUGAUGUCUUCCCUCUGGCAGAGUGCGUAAUUGCUGCUGCUGCGAGCGAAGGUGGUAUUUACUGUGGUGUGCCUGAGCGCAGAGCUAGCGCUGGUGGGAGUGCAGCGCGGCUGAGUGGAGGAAGUUCAUUGCAUAACUCAAGCUUUGCUGCUUACUUAAAGUGGAGCCAAAAGUUUAAACGGUAAAGGUGGGAAAAUGCCUUUAAAAUGCGGAGCUUCUGUUUGCUAUCAUAAGUAACCUUCUCUGCUGACAGAAGGACUUGAGCUAAGGAGAUUUAUAGCAGACUAAAUUUUAACGUGAAUUUGUGUUAAUGUUUUGAGUUGUUUUUAAUUUCCCUCUUUGCUCUAGUUUAAUGAGCAGUCAAGGUGCUGAACAGCCUUUUUUUUUUAAUUGAUUUUAACACCUUUACCAAAGCUUUCAGUAACUUUUUUUGCUGUGAAUGCCAGAUUCAUUCCUUAAGACUUCUCAGAGCCAAGACAGUAGGAAUCAGUGACUGCGAUGCACUGAAUCUGGUCCCAGGGUGCUGCUUUGCUCAACUUCGAGACUCUGAAGUAAGCAGAUCAGAGUUCUGUAGUCUAAUUUAAAAGUGAAAAGAGAAGAAUUACUACGCUAAGCACUGUGAAGUAACCACUCAUUGUCACCGAUUUAAAGAUUUUUCCUACAUGGGUUCAAAGCUGGCUCCUCCUAGUGUGAAAAAGAAAACGAGUCAGAGGGGAAAAGGAUUGUGCUUACAGCCCUGGGCAGAUCUCCCUGUUCUCUUCAGCAGCACUGAGUUCUCUCUUAAUUAAGCCACGGCUAUCCUGUGACGCCUUCAGCUUCACAAAAGCACUUCCUCAAAGAUUCGUACCUUCCAAGGGAGUGGCCAUAAGCUCCUUUUCAGUUCAGUGGGGAAGCACAAAUUUCUCAGGCAACUGUUCUGUUGAGGAAGAAGGAAAAGAUUAAAGGAGAGAAACAGUACCUGUGGCACCCUACUUAGGAGACCUGCUGCUUUAGAAAUAAAAUGUUAGGGUCAUGCUUGUUGGACCUCACGAAAGAAUUCUUCCAAUCUGCUUGCAUACGUAAAGGCAGAGAUGCCCUGGUAAAAGCAAUAGUCAGUGGUAUUUAGAACACUGAGGAGAUUUGAACUAAAAUAACAGUAAAUCAGCCCACAAAACCCUGACACAUUUCCAGCUUCAUUCUCACAGGACGAGUCUUCAAAAAUGGAAAACUCAACCUAGGCAAGUCAGCAUUGAAUAAACUGAGCUUCUCUCAUUCCCGGUACAGGAGAGAUUUUGUCUCUCUGCUUUGGUGUAUAAAAAAGGCCAAACAUGCAAACAAUUCAUCGUUUUCCAAACGGCAGUCUUCUGAUGAAGGCAGCAACAGGACGGCUUUCACAAACAUCCCUCGCAGCUUCCAGACCUCUAAAGGUACAGGCAGCUACGGCAUGAAAGAGAUCACUCAGACCUCCAAGAGCUUCCAGCCUGAAGGCAGCUUGGGAUGACCUGCCAGCCCCUAUCUCAGCUUCAGCAGCUAGGAGGUCCAAGGCUCCACUUCAGCCUGGCAGCUGCGAGAUGACCAUCUGCAGUGUCACCCCCUGGGAGGCAGAGGUGCACUUCUCCUUUGAGCAGGAUGGCUGUGGAAACCCCUUCCUCGUGGAACCUGCCUGCAUGAAACUAGAGCCUUAUGAGAAGCAGGGAGCUGAACUGCUUUGCCCCAGCCCAGCUGCAGAUCUGCACUCAGCCUCAGCCCCAAGCCCUGGCAGGGUGGGAUGCUUUGGUCCCAGGCCGUGGAGCUGUUUGAAAUGCAAUUGCUGCUUGCAGCUGGUUCAGAAAUGGAUUUCCUGUGGCUGUGGGGGCAGAAAUGUCUCUGUGAUGCUGACAGAGCAGCUGGAUGAGCAGAAAGCCUCUCGUGCAAACGGCUGUGGAGUGCUUCUCUCUGUUCCCUGCUGCUGGGAGGUGCUGACAGAAAGCAGGAGUCAGCCACCUGCCACCCAUCCCCUCCUGACCCCAACCCCAGAAACCCAAAGCAGCACUUGGCACAGGAGGUCUCUCGUGAUGCAGUCUCAACUUCAAGCCCUGGAAUACUUUGCUUCAGCCAGCAGCAUGGGGUUGGAUACCAACAGCAGAGUCGACUUAACCUGUGACUAAGUGAACUUUAAGUGUUCUGACUCCACAGUGGAACCUGAUAAAGAAAGAUGUGAAUGGAA
Molecule: messenger RNA, 7791 nt
Organism: Pogoniulus pusillus (Red-fronted tinkerbird)
Lineage: Eukaryota; Metazoa; Chordata; Aves; Piciformes; Lybiidae
Gene: ATP7B
Product: ATPase copper transporting beta
Exons: 25
Coding region: 84-4727 (1547 amino acids)
Biological process (GO): monoatomic cation transport; copper ion homeostasis
Cellular component (GO): membrane
Molecular function (GO): ATP hydrolysis activity; copper ion binding; P-type divalent copper transporter activity
Source: RefSeq, a predicted model, not a curated record